AUGGCACCGAAGAAGAUUGAACCGAAGAAACCUGAGCCCAAAAAGCCAGAGCCUAAGAAAGAUGCGGCUCCAGCUGCUAAGCCGGUUUCACCUCCACAGCCACUGCCUGAGCCGCCCAAGGAGCCUGCAUUCGAUCCCAAGAGCAUCACUCUUGAGUACACUGCCGACCAGAUAGAUGAGUUCAAAGAGGCUUUCACCUUGUUCGACCGCACACCAACUGGAGAAAUGAAGAUCACAUAUGGCCAGUGCGGAGACGUGAUGCGAGCCCUGGGCCAGAACCCUACCAAUGCAGACGUGCUCAAAGUGCUCGGCAAGCCGCGGCCAGAGGACAUGAGCAGUAAAAUGGUGGAUUUUGAGACCUUCUUGCCAAUGCUGCAACAUAUCUCCCGCGUCAAAGAUCAAGGCAACUUUGAGGAUUUUGUGGAGGGGCUCAGGGUUUUCGACAAGGAAGGCAAUGGCACCAUCAUGGGAGCAGAGCUUCGUCAUGUGCUGGCCACACUGGGAGAGAGGAUGACAGAAGACGAGGUGGACAGACUGAUGGCCGGACAGGAGGAUGCCAACGGGUGUAUCAACUAUGCCUCCUUUGUAAAGCAUAUUCUCUCUGGAUGA
This is a messenger RNA of Anoplopoma fimbria (sablefish), 609 nucleotides long. Its product is annotated as myosin light chain 4-like. The transcript has a single exon. The coding region runs from base 1 to 609 and encodes 202 amino acids. The record is from RefSeq and is a predicted model, not a curated record. Gene Ontology annotation, cellular component: myosin II complex. Gene Ontology annotation, molecular function: calcium ion binding. NCBI's taxonomy places the organism in Eukaryota, Metazoa, Chordata, Actinopteri, Perciformes, Anoplopomatidae.